UGCGUUGCGCAGUCUCCCUGGCAGCAGCUGAGGCCGUUUUGUCGAAGAUGGCGGAUUCGCUGUCGACAGGUCUGGUAGAGGAGAAGGAAACAGAGAAGGAGGACAGGGAGAGAGCCACCAAGGCCGUUAACGCGGACCAGAAUAAAAAGGAAGACGGAGUUACUGACACGCGGGGGUUUCAUGAUAAAAAUGGCGGCACUAGAGGCCAAAAAGGCAACCUGUCAGAUCUGUCUCUGGUCAGAUUCAUAACCACUGAGCUAACCAGAGGCUACUUUCUGGAACACAACGAGGCCAAAUACACGGAGCGCAGAGAGAGGGUCUACACCUGCCUCCGCAUCCCCAAGGAGCUGGAGAAGCUGAUGACUUUUGGCUUCUUCCUCUGUCUGGAUACAUUUCUGUACGUGUUCACCCUGCUGCCGCUCCGAGUGAUUCUGGCCCUUUUACGACUCUUGACUGUGCCAUGCUGCGGCCUCGGCGGCUCCCGUUUGCUGCAGCCUGCCCAGGUGUGCGACGUCCUGAAGGGCUUCAUCAUGGUGCUGUGCUACUCCAUGAUGAGCUAUGUGGAUUACUCCAUGAUGUACCAUCUGAUCCGGGGACAGUCCGUCAUCAAACUCUACAUCAUCUACAACAUGUUGGAGGUUGCCGAUCGCCUCUUCUCGUCGUUUGGCCAAGACAUCCUGGAUGCUCUGUACUGGACCGCCAACGAGCCCAAGGAGAAGAAGAGAGCACACAUAGGAGUGAUUCCUCACUUCCUCAUGGCUGUGCUCUAUGUCUUCCUUCAUGCCAUUCUCAUCAUGGUUCAGGCUACUACACUGAAUGUAGCCUUCAACUCCCAUAACAAGUCUCUGCUCACCAUAAUGAUGUCAAACAAUUUUGUGGAAAUCAAAGGAAGCGUGUUUAAGAAGUUUGAAAAGAACAACCUGUUCCAGAUGUCCAACAGCGACAUAAAGGAGAGGUUCACCAACUACAUCCUCCUGCUCAUUGUCUGUCUGAGAAACAUGGAGCAGUUUUCAUGGAAUCCCGACCACUUCUGGGUCCUGUUCCCAGACGUAGUCAUGGUGAUCACAUCAGAGGUGGCGGUGGACGUUGUCAAGCACGCCUUCAUCACCAAAUUUAAUGACAUCAGUGCUGACGUGUACGGAGAAUACAGAGCCAGCCUCGCCUUCGACCUCGUCAGCAGCCGACAGAAAAAUGCUUACACCGACUACAGCGACUCUGUAUCCAGAAGGAUGGGCUUCAUUCCACUUCCUUUAGCUCUGCUGCUGAUCAGAGUGGUGACGAGCUCAGUGAAGAUCCAGGGCUCGCUCUCCUUCAUGUGUGUGCUGCUGUUUUAUUUGGGGAUGAUCACGCUGAAGGUGCUCAACAGCAUCGUUCUCCUUGGAACAUCCUGCAUGUUUGUCAAAGGCGCCAAGAUGGAGGAAAAGCUGUUUGACCCGCCGCCGUCUGUCGCCUCCAGCCGUGCUAACUCCAGAGCCAACCGCAGCAAAAACACUCACACCGCAGCGCCGCAAGAGCCCACGUCAGACAGAGCAGGAGUAUCGCUGACACCGGGCGUUUCUCCACCCACAGAGAAACCAGAGGGCACCUCCUCCGCCAUCCCAAAGAGCGACUCGGACACAUUCCUGACGACGCCAGACGAGGACGACGACAACAAAAUUCUAAACAAUGAGAUGGGACUGGAAGGAGAUGGACUGAAACACAGAACGCCCAAAAAAGACUUGCUGGAGAUAGACCGAUUCACCAUCUGUGGGAACCGGAUAGACUGACCGUCGAAGGGAACCCCAGCCCGUGUCCAGGGAUCUGACGAGGGUCACGGAGCGCGCUCAGACCCGACUCGCACUUAUGCACCUGACUCUCUGAGUAUUUAUUUAUUUAUUGCUGGCAAAAACCAGCCAAGGCAUCAAGCUGUUACAUCAGACGUUUCCAGAUGGGUGCUGCAAGAUCACCAGGAAACAACCAAACAGAGAAUAAAACCACUGAAAGGAAAUCCAGUGUGGAUUGUUGGAGCAUUGCAGCUGGACUGUGAGGUUGUGUGUGUUUGAAAAGCACAAUUAUUCCCUGAACAAAAAGUGUUUUUUUUGUUUUGUUUUUUUAAUAGAACAAAAGUUGUCAGAUGUCGACUUUCUAUUUAAAAGAAAAUCUGACAAGUUUAUCUCUUUAAAGUAUGUUUUUUUUUAAUUGAAAAUGUUGGAUGUUUUUUCUAAAUUUGAAACCUUCAGCUGCACAUAAAGGCAUUCUGCUGACACUGGCGCCAACACGUUCAGAAGGAGUGACGGAAACAAGCAUCCGGGAUCAUCGGCUUCAUUUUUCUGGGGAGUUUUAGUGUGAAAUCGUCUGCGUGGGUCUUCUCUUUCUUUUAAUAUCACUUGGAGGACUGUGUGAAGGCGUGUGAAGAUGCAGGUGAUUUUUUUUAUUUAUAUUCUAAGGGGAGAUUUCAGUUUCCAAGUCUUGUAACUAUGGCAGCGACAUCGUCGUUGAGCAUGUUGGAAAUGUUGAUCUCAUCCUUAAACUCGCGACUGAAAGUCCUGCUAAAAGAAAUUAAUAACUUUCGUUUGGGAGGGUUUCAGCUGUUCAAAGCAGCGUGAAGUUCAUUGUCUGCUGUUGCUCGCCGGCUCUGAUUUUUGAAGACGUGUCUUGUUAAUCAGCUGUUUGUGAACCAGUUGACCCAAAUUGCUUUGAAAUCUGCUGUUAAUCAGUUGAUUACGUGAAGUCGCCAAAGGCCUUUCUGUUUCCUCUCAUUUACCGCCAUCAGUUCCUAUGUUCAGCAAACAGAAGGACACACAGCUUUGAAAUCUGACCGUUUUAAUACCAGACAUUAAAACAGGUCUUCCUUAUUAGUUUUCUUUAACUCACACUGUAUUGCUAAACCAUGUAUAGCCUUUAACUCUUUUACAUUUGCCAUGUCAGACUUGGAUUUUCAGGGGGAUUUUAUGCAGUAGACAAACAUAAUUGUGAAGUAACAGGGACAAAAAAUGGAAAAAAAUUAUAUAUUUCAAAGAAAUGUUUUUUUCUAACAGCAGAACUGAGAAGUGAGAUUGAUGAGAGGUAGGAAUAAUCUGAGUUAAUCCAAGUCAACACAGACCAGCGGAAAUCUGAGGAGAAACUUUCCAAACAUUAAAACAAGUGUGACAGGUUGUGUAUGAUUAGUGGACCAGAGGGUGACAGACAAGUGAUUAAUUUCAAUAGAUUAUACAUCUGAUAGGAUAUUCAAUUUUUUUUGCAUUAAUUUAUUUUUGUUGCUUAAAACAUCUAUUUUUCUGCCAAAAUAACUUUUGGCAAAAAACCCCCCAAAACAACAACAUUAUUUCAGGAAGAUGAUGAUCUAGAAUAUUCACUGAAUUCUGAUCCAGAACCGCACAGCAUUCUGGGAGAUGUAGGGAGAGGAAAAGCUUUAGCUGCUCAACCUGUCAGUGAGCUAAGCAAGGCUGGUGGUGUCAACUAACUCACUCACUCUUUGGUUACCUAGCAACAGCCUGCUGAUUAACUUGCACAGCAGCAGUUUCAGAUUUCUUCAUUGUAGUUAAAAAUAAAAAAACAACAGCGUGGAGGAAAAUCUAGAUAAAUCAGGAAAGGUCACACCAGCAGCUUGGCAGUUUAUCAGACAUAAUAAAAAAAAUUUCCAUCAAUAAUUAUUGAUAUUGACAAUUGUUGAUAUUGGCUGAUAAAAAACAUGUAUGUUGUGAAAGGGUUUUUAGGCAUGUUGUGCAGCUCUAGUUUACAGGCCUUGUUUCUCCGUGUGUGAAUCUGACAUGUUGAGGUUUAAGUCUUUUUAUCUUUUAUGAUGAAAGGAAAAUAAGUUUGUUUUGCAGCCAUUUCUGGUGUGAUGUGAGUGAAAGCAGGGGAGGACUCACUGCAGUGAAAGGACUCACUGCAGUGAAAGGACUCACUGCGCUCUCUGUUAACAGUGGAAACACAGCAGCCCACUGUCUGCCUGCACAGACUCUGAAGGCUCUCUGUCAUCACAUACUUACACUCACACUGGCUUUUUCUUCCCUUCUUCCUUUCAGUUUCACAAGACAUCAGAAACUUGGCUUAUCAUUAGCGAGUUGACCGUCAUAUUUCACAGUGACAUCCAACUGGUGAAGCUACAGGUCCAGUUUUCUUUGUGGGAAGAAAUAAGCAUCAAGUUUCCCCCAGAACUAAAUAAGCCCAGACAGGUAAAAUGUCUGGGUUUCCCCUUACUGUUUCUCACAAGCUUGUGUUUCUUACGCAGACAGCAGCUCUGUAAGGAAAGGUAAUAGUUCUGGUUGCAGUAUUUUAUUUUUUUCCCAAAUUUAUCCAAGCCCUAUUUUGCAGAGACGUGGUGGUUCAGAUACAUGUAUCAUAUUGUGCAGAUGUUUUGAGCCUCCCCUUGAUUUUAUAUUUGGCCGCGAGCAGGCUAACUGUUUUUUGUAACAAUCUGCUCUGAUGGUGAAGAGUUUUUGCACAGUACUGUGAGUGCUCUGCCAUACUUAAUAAAAAAAUAAAAAAUAAUUUGUGCAAGUCUUUACUUGACCUCA
This is a messenger RNA of Gambusia affinis (western mosquitofish), 4499 nucleotides long. It is a transcript of the gene tapt1b, whose product is annotated as transmembrane anterior posterior transformation 1b. Gene Ontology annotation, cellular component: ciliary basal body; endoplasmic reticulum membrane. The transcript has 14 exons. Gene Ontology annotation, biological process: maintenance of protein localization in endoplasmic reticulum; positive regulation of cilium assembly. The record is from RefSeq and is a predicted model, not a curated record. Bases 48 to 1766 code for a protein of 572 amino acids. NCBI's taxonomy places the organism in Eukaryota, Metazoa, Chordata, Actinopteri, Cyprinodontiformes, Poeciliidae.